CCCAAUCGGUGUGCGGGUCUGUGAUAGUGCGAACAGGGCUGGAGGGGGAUCGCAGUCAGCGCUGCUGGGAGGCGGAGGAGGGAGAGGGGGAGGAGGAGGAAGGCUCUCCCACCGCCAGCUCCUCCAUCGCUCACACACCGGGAUCCGGGGGCCCCGCAGGCACGGCGCCAGGACUGCGAGGGCAAGAUGGCGGUCACCCUGGAUAGCGUUCGGAAAAUGGGAAUUCUUAUUUUGAGAAUGAUCAUCCGAUUUACCUUCAUGGUCGUCAACAAUAUGUUUGCUAUUCCCUCCUAUGUACUCUAUUUAAUAGCUCUGCAGCCUGUCAGACUGAUAGACAGUAAACUGUUCUGGCAUAUUGAAGGAGUCAUGUUUAAAUGGCUCCUGGCUAUGGUGGCAUCAUGGGGAUGGACUGCUGGGUACACAGUUGCUGAAUGGGGCGACGAUGUCCACACGAUCACAGAAGACGAAGCCGUCAUGCUGGUGAACCAUCAAGCGACAGGAGACGUCUGCACGUUAAUGAUGUGCUUACAGGACAAAAGCCUGGUGGUUCGGCAGAUGAUGUGGCUUAUGGACCAUAUAUUUAAAUAUACCAAUUUUGGUAUUGUGUCCCUUGUACAUGGAGACUUUUUUAUCCGACAGGGUAAAGCUUACCGGGACCAGCAGCUGAUCUUCCUCAAGGACCACCUUGAGAAGUACUACAGGAGUCGAGAUAGAAAGUGGAUAAUUUUAUUCCCAGAAGGAGGAUUUCUCAGGAAAAGAAGGGAAACAAGCCAGCUGUACGCCAAGAAGAACAACCUGCCAUUUCUUACGCAUGUCACCCUGCCAAGAUUGGGAGCUACGCAUGUUAUUCUGAAGACGUUGCUUGCGCAGCAAGAGAACGGGACGCUGAAGGGAGGGCAUUCUCAUGUAGUUGAUCUAAAGCCAAAAGGUUUGCAGUGGGUGAUCGACGUGACAAUUGCAUACCCUAAUGCACAUCCAAUGGACAUUCAGACUUGGAUUCUGGGUUACCGGCCCCCUACUGUCACUCAUGUGUACUACAGAAUUUAUCCCAUCAAAGAGGUUCCCAUGGAAACAGAAGCAUUAACAGAUUGGUUAUAUCAGCGUUUUGUUGAAAAAGAAGAUCUAUUGUCACACUUUUAUGAAACAGGUGCUUUUCCUCCCCUGCAGGGACAGAAGAAAGCCGUGUCAAGGGAAAUGACCCUAAGCAAUGUCUGGCUCUUCCUUGUACAGUCGUUCGCCUUUUUGUCAGGGUACAUGUGGUACUGCAUUCUUCGCUAUUUUUAUCAUUGCCUAUUUUAAAAAAGCUCAGUGGGACCUGAGGACUCAGACGUAGGAAAUUGCAAGCUCUAACAAAAGAGCACCAUGUUAUCUGUGUGAAUGUGAAAACACCACAGUCAACAAAAUCGCUGACUUAUAUAUAUUUUUUUUUUUUAUAUUACUUUUUUUUUUUUUGCAUUUUAAGCCCGGACUGGGGCAGUUUUAAACUGGCGUGAUAGUACGGCUCAAUGUGGAUGACCUGCUAACAUGUCUUCAGCAAGUGGGCAGAAGUCUUUCUGAAUCUGUUUAACUAAUGAAGGUGAGGCCUGAAACUGUUGACUCAUUUAACAAGGGCAGUGAAAACCUACAGAAAGAAGAAAGUUCAGCGGGUUGGCUUCCUUAAGUCGUAGCAACGAGCGUCAAGUUGCCGAUCCCUAAGCAAUUUGGGUGCAGACCCAAGGCACCGCCCAACAAUACAAGACUAUGAAAUGCAUUGCGCAUCGGCUAAAACGCCUAAGGUAGGCGUUGGGAUUAAAAAAAAAAGAUCUGGUGAGAUUACGUAGAAUAGGUGUCCGUGCUCCUGUCCUGUUCUCUCUCUGUCCAUCUUGGCAUCACAGAAUUGUGCCCAACUUGGCGAAGAUUAAAACGGUCGUUUUAUGUUUACCACAAUGCACCUGGUUUACUUGUCUUAUCCCUGUUGAGGAGGAGUGUCUAUCUACCUGUUAGAUUUCAUUUUUUUCUGUGUUAAAAUGCACCAUUUCAUAUGUGAAUUUUAUAUCAAUAAUAGUAUUUUUUUGUUUUUGUUUUUUUCAUUUUUAAUUGCACUUUUUUCCAAUGUAGUAAAAUUUCUGUGGACUGUUAAGUGCUAAUACUGCUAGAACCCACAUCUGAUGAUGUCCCUCAACUGCCCUGUCUCAUUGCGUUAGUGUCAUUCUGUUUGGCUGCGUACAUGUGACGAGCAGUGGACGAUGUUGGGGAAGUCAUUGUUUUCCUAAAUCAGGGCUUGACUCGCACCAUAUGCGUCCUUUAUUGUUUCUCUCGAUCUUUUCAAAUCGGUUGCAGGCCCUUGGCCUGUGUGUCAGCUUGAUUUUUAGCUCUGUUGAGCGCUUCUCAUUUAGGGCAUUGAAAAGUCCAAAUUCUUAGCACAAAUCGCUUGAUGUUCUUUUGUCUUCAGAAGAACAGCUGAAGGAAUACCACUAAAAGUUGCUCUGAUUAUGUAUUUCACAUUAUCAAAAUCUCCAGUGGUGGACAUACAAAAUGUGCUAAAUUAACAAAAUCGUAUCACAACAGGUUGGAACUGUGGGAUACAUCCAUAGUGCAAGGUGCCACGUCCUAGCUGAGAGAUAUAUUGGAAUGGAAAAGGAAUUGGACUUUUUAGGCACAUGUACACACAUUUUCAUAAAAACAAAUUUUUUAAAACAUUGACAAAAAUUAUUACAUGAAUGAAUGAUUAACUUGUAUAGCCCUACAAACGCGAACUAAAUCGCCUCUAUGUACAUAAAGCACAUUAUGCCUAAGAAGAGUUAAAUCCUAGCCAAAACCACUAAGACCACCAUAACCUAGUAUUGGUAGUAGACAUCUGUCUAUUGAAAGACGGUAACUUGUGUCCGUAUAGGCUCGGUGGAAGUGGAUAUGGUGUUACGUGCUUCCUCAGGAAUCCAUGCUUUAUUAGUACCACUUGCUAAAUAUAAAAGUGACCCUGCUUGUCCUGCUGUAGCAGUACCCAAUGGAAGGCUUCACCAGGAAACUCCACUGUGACUCCUGCUGUAAACAGCAAUGGGAGCACUAGCUGCCAUUGCUAUUUACAGCAGGACAAAACGGGGGCACUUAAUUUUAUAUUAAGCAAGUGGUACUAAUAAGGCUUUUAAUGAUUUCAGUGCAUAUAAAGCAAUUUCUGGUGUUUGGUUACACCUUUUAAAUAACCUUAUGAGUGGACUAUUCCUUGCUAUACCACCUGUCCUUUCUACCUUCUGCUGGUUGCCCCUUGUUCCCCCGUGAUCAACUGUUUCCACAGAUACUUUUAAGAUGAAUUCUGUAUGCAUUAUGUUUAACACUUGCCUAAAGCUCCUGAAGAAGCACUGAAGCGCGCAACAUGUAGCAAAACUUUACACCAUAUCCACUUCCAUUGAACCUAUAUGGACAUGAGUUAUUAUCUUUCAAUAGAUGCAUGUCUACUACCAGUACAGGGUUAUGGUGGUUUUGGGUAUGACUCAACUCCUCUUAAAACCAUAUGUGCUUUAUGUAAUAAUUCUUGUCAGUGUUUUUUUAAAUUUUUGUAAUAGAUUUUUAUGAAAACUUGUGUACCUGUGCCUAAAAAGUCCAAUUCCUUUUCCAUUCGGACAUACAAAAUGGCUGCCAAAUUUAAUUACUCACCUACUGGCCUCGGAGGCUGUAAGUAGGCUCCUACUUGGGCAGUAAUGAAGGGAAAUCCUGUAUUCUGUUAACAUGUUUUUGUUAAGAUUGGUUCACCACUGUAACAUUUUUCUGACCUGAAAAAAUAUAAUUUUGUUGAUACAGUGUCUGCACGUUUUUCAUUUGGUAAAAUACAUUAUAUGGCCAAAUGUCUGUGGAUACCUGAUUGUCAUGCCUAUAUGCGUUUGGACAUCCCAUUUCGCAACUAUGGGCAUCUCUCUGCAGCUAGAACAUCCUCUACCUUUCUAAGAGGGCUUUCCACAAGUUUUUUGAGUGUCUUUAAAAAUGUGUGCCCAUUCAGCCAAAAGAUCACGUGGAAGGUCAGGAUCCGGCCUAUCAUGUUGGAUAAGAACCUGCCGUUAGCAUUCCAUUUCAUCCCAAAGAUGUUAAUUAGGGUAGAGGUUUGGACUCUGUUCGAGCCACUUCUGUUCCUCCACACCAAACUUCUCAAACCAUGUCCUUAUGGAUCUUGAUUUUUGCUCUAGGGUGCAGUCAUGCUGAAAGAGAAAAGGGACUUCCCUAAACUGAUUCCACAAAGCCUACAGUUGUCUAAAAUUCCAUGGAAUGAUGUAGUUUUGACAGUGCCUUCUACUGGAAGCACUUGAACGCAAUAAUUUACAGUGGUGUUUACAUACAUUUGGCCAUAUAAUGGAUUUUGAGUAUGCUAGUCAUUGAGAUGCAGUGCUCCUCCAGAGAGGGUUGUAGUGUCCAGUUACUUGUGUAAAACCAAUACAUAAAAUGUUAAUUUACGGUUUUUGUAUGUACUUGGGAAGGGUUAGAACCUCUGCCAGGUCUUUAUAGCUGUCUUUUUAGUUUCAAAGGCAGGAAGUGAAUGGAAUCUGUCCAGUGAGGACACACAGAGAGCAAUAAAAACACCUUUAGUGGCAUAAGUGAAACUCCUCAAUAGGCAAACAGAUGGCAAUAAAAGUUUGACAGAAGUUUCAACUCUUUCACUCUGUUAAAGACUGUUGACUGGAAUUAAAAAAAUAGCGUUUCUCAUAUGGUAAUUGUGAGUAGCACUGCCAGACCAAUAAAACAGAGUUUUAUUCCAUGUUUUUAAGUCGAUACAAAAUGCCAGAGCUACCAGAUUGUAAUAUAUUUUGGCCAAGUUCAAAUAAGGUAAUAUAUUAAAGUGGUUGUAAAACCUUAUAUAUACCGAUUGAAGCGACUGGCCCCAGUU
Molecule: messenger RNA, 4849 nt
Organism: Rana temporaria (common frog)
Lineage: Eukaryota; Metazoa; Chordata; Amphibia; Anura; Ranidae
Gene: LPGAT1
Product: lysophosphatidylglycerol acyltransferase 1
Exons: 8
Coding region: 187-1299 (370 amino acids)
Cellular component (GO): endomembrane system
Molecular function (GO): acyltransferase activity
Source: RefSeq, a predicted model, not a curated record